CGCAAUUCGGUUGGCGAUGAUGGAGGAGCUUCCGGCUUCGCUGUUGGUGGAAAUUGUGAGUCGUUUAACGGACACUACCGAUGUGGCGCGGUGCAGGGCGGUGUCCAAGGGUCUAAACGCGGCGUCAUACGAGGUGCGGUGGCUGAACGUGGUCUGUUCCAUGUCGCGCUACCUCAAGUCCCGUGCGCCGGAGACCAAGCACCUCGUCACUCCCUUCAAGACCGUUUUCUCUCACCUCGUAUUCCGCUCCACCUCCACUCUUGACUCCGUCUCGCUGGGCGUCGAUCGCGCCCUCGGUGGCGUCUCCUUCGACGACGUCGAGGAUGAGUCCGACGAUCUCUACCUUACCGACAUGAACUUCAUCAGAGAGUGGCUUCCAUCCAUUUCCCACGCUCUGAAAUCUUUCUCCGUCUCCGAUUUCUGGGUCCAGUCUUGUUGGCGCCGAUCCGAAGCCUUGUCCCUCAUCUCUUCCACCUGCCAUAAUCUUGGGAAAUUGGUUGUGAGGAAUGCGUGGUUAUCCGUGGAUGGUUUGUGUUUGAUGCCAACGUUGAGACAUUUGACCCUUGAGUUUGUGAGACUGGAUGAUGAGGACUUAAGCAGGAUCAAUGCUUGUUUCCCUAAUUUGACUCAACUCAGUCUUAUUGGGGUUGGUGGACUUAAAGAGCCUAAGAUUAAUUUCUUACACCUUACCACUUGUCAAUGGUCGGUCUCAAAUGCUCCACUUUCUUUGAUCAUAUGUGCACCUUGCCUUGUUGAUUUUGAUCUCAGAUGCAUCAAACCUAAGUUGGUUGUCCUUGAGGCCCCUUCCUUGUCCAAUUUUAAUCUCUCCCUCGAGAAUACUGAUGAACUCAGGUUGAAAAAUUGUGCUAAUAUACAAUACCUUCAGCUCAGUGUAGAAUGCCUCUCUCUUGGUUUUUUGUUUACUAUGUUUCGUCACUGCAGCACGGUGAAGAGACUUACCUUGGAUUUGGUAGGAAGAAGAAAACAGGUUGAUGCAGCAGUGUUUGGGAUUGAUACUUUGUUGGGUUGUUUUCCGAACAUAACAUGUCUUAGUUUAGGUCCUGGAGCCUGGCAUGUGAUGGAAAAUUCAUUUAGACGGGGAGGUUUGGCAGAUGGGAUUGGUAUGAAGAUGAUAAAACAACUUAUUGCACAUCUAGUGGUCCAUGAAGUGGAGGGUACUCUUGCAUUUAUCUCUUCUGUUUUGGAUAAAAGCACCCAGUUGUGUGAUGUUUCUCUUCUUAUCCAUCGUGAUGUUGAUUCAUAUGUUGCUGGCGGCCUGAUCUCUUCAUGCAGAAGCAAAUUCCCAAGAGUGAGAUGGAGAUGGGGAAUAUGGAAAGAAGGAAUCAAGGAUACUUGGGUCUCUGACGGCACCUAGUUUGGUGACUGCUAUCUUUGUUAUGAAAAGGGGAGUUCUCAUUGAUUUGUUAUAUCAUAGGUUUACGAAUAGACGAGUCAUGUUAGGACACUGUCAGACUUUGAAUAUAUUUUGUUGAAUCAACUCCAAUAAGCAUAAAUGAACGUUAAACGACCCGGAAUGUCGAUAAAAAAAUUAUUUCCGAUGUUAGAAAACCAGAGAAAGUUGAAAGAAACUAGAUGAGGGAUCAGAAAGGAGAGUCUGAAAUAUGGUGGUAUUAGUAUCAGGAGAAGUUUUUCCAAACUGUGUUGGCGAAUUGGAUGCAGUUGGAAGUAGCAUUCUUCUUUGGAUUUGAUCAGCAUUACAAAAUAUCAUGGCUAUAGUUA
Vigna angularis (adzuki bean) is the source of this 1740-nucleotide messenger RNA. Its product is annotated as F-box/LRR-repeat protein At4g29420. Gene Ontology annotation, molecular function: protein binding. Lineage: Eukaryota; Viridiplantae; Streptophyta; Magnoliopsida; Fabales; Fabaceae. The record is from RefSeq and is a predicted model, not a curated record. The transcript has 2 exons. Bases 17 to 1375 code for a protein of 452 amino acids.